This is a messenger RNA of Drosophila busckii, 4454 nucleotides long. RefSeq names its product gamma-aminobutyric acid type B receptor subunit 2 (gene GABA-B-R3). Lineage: Eukaryota; Metazoa; Arthropoda; Insecta; Diptera; Drosophilidae. Gene Ontology annotation, biological process: G protein-coupled receptor signaling pathway; gamma-aminobutyric acid signaling pathway. Gene Ontology annotation, molecular function: G protein-coupled GABA receptor activity. Gene Ontology annotation, cellular component: membrane; G protein-coupled receptor heterodimeric complex. The record is from RefSeq and is a predicted model, not a curated record. The transcript is spliced from 11 exons. The coding region runs from base 1 to 3672 and encodes 1223 amino acids.
AUGGACAGCGAUAACAGCCAGCCGUUCGCCUAUGCAGCCACCACAAUUGCCAGUGACAACUGGAAGUCCAAACGCACGAAAGUAACAAAAGUCAAGCGACGUCAGCGUUUGAAUUCGCACAGCAAUCUGCCAAGUCUUUCGAAUGCGUCUGCGGGCGUUGCCAACCUCAGCUCAUGGCAGCAGCAGCGUUAUUUGAAAGUGAACCAAGUGUUCGAGAGCGAGCGCCGCAUGACGCAUGCAGAGAUUCAGCGUAAUCACGGCAAAAUUGUCCUCCUCGGCCUAUUCGAGCUGUCAACAAAGCGCGGCCCGCGUCCGGACGGACUCAGUGAACUCGGCGCUGCUACGAUGGCCGUUGAGCAUAUAAACCGCAAGCAGCUGCUGCCCGGCUACACCCUCGAGUUGGUGACCAAUGACACACAGUGUGAUCCGGGCGUGGGCGUUGAUCGUUUCUUCCAUGCCAUUUACACACAACCGUCGACACGCAUGAUGAUGCUGCUGGGCUCCGCCUGCUCGGAGGUAACCGAGAGUUUGGCCAAGGUGGUGCCCUACUGGAAUAUUGUGCAGGUCUCCUUUGGCUCCACAUCGCCCGCGCUAAGCGACAGACGCGAGUUUCCCUAUUUCUAUCGCACCGUCGCUCCGGACUCAUCGCACAAUCCGGCACGCAUUGCCUUCAUACGGCGCUUUGGCUGGGGCACUGUCACCACCUUCUCGCAGAACGAGGAAGUCCAUUCGCUGGCUGUUAACAAUCUGGUGACAGAACUGGAAGCGGCCAACAUCUCCUGUGCGGCCACAAUCACCUUUGCGGCCACCGAUUUUAAGGAGCAAUUACUGCUGCUGCGGGAGACAGACACACGCAUCAUCAUCGGCAGCUUCUCGCAGGAGCUCGCACCGCAAAUUCUCUGCGAGGCCUAUCGACUGCACAUGUUUGGCGCCGACUACGCCUGGAUCCUGCACGAGAGCAUGGGCGCCCCUUGGUGGCCCAAUCAGCAGUCCGCCUGCAGCAAUCACGAGCUACAGCUGGCAGUCGAGAAUCUCAUUGUUGUCUCCACCCACAACAGCAUUGUGGGCAACAAUGUCAGCUACAGUGGAUUGAACAAUCACAUGUUCAACUCGCAGCUGCGCAAGCAAUUCUCGGACUUCAACAAGCGCAAGAGACGCGGCACGGCCAGUCAUCUGACGCUGGAGUCGAUUUCCCGCUACGCGCCGCAGACCUACGACGCUGUGUGGGCCAUUGCGCUGGCCUUGCGUGCGUCGGAGGAGCACUGGCGCCAGAACGCUACACACUCGAAGCUGGAUGGCUUCGACUAUACGCGCAGUGACAUGGCCUGGGAGUUUCUACAGCAGCUGGGCAAGCUGCACUUCCUGGGCGUUUCGGGACCUGUAUCCUUUAGUGGCCCGGAUCGCGUCGGCACCACCGCCUUCUAUCAGAUACAACGCGGAUUGCUUGAACCCAUUGCUCUCUACUAUCCAGCCAGCGAUGCUUUGGACUUUCGCUGUCCGCGCUGUCGACCCGUCAAGUGGCACAGCGGCCAGGUGCCCAUAGCCAAGCGUGUCUUCAAGAUGCGUGUGGCCACAAUUGCUCCGCUGGCCUUCUACACCAUUGCCACGCUCUCCAGCGUGGGCAUUGCCCUGGCCAUUGCGUUUCUUGCCUUCAAUUUGCACUUUCGUAAGCUCAAAGCAAUUAAACUUUCCAGCCCGAAGCUGAGCAACAUCACCGCGGUGGGCUGCAUAUUCGUCUAUGCCACCGUCAUCCUGUUGGGCCUAGACCACUCGACGCUGCCCUCGGCAGCAGACUCGUUUGCCACAGUUUGCACGGCACGCGUGUAUCUGUUGUCGGCUGGAUUCUCGCUCGCCUUUGGCUCAAUGUUUGCGAAGACGUAUCGUGUGCACCGCAUCUUCACACGCACGGGCAGCGUGUUUAAGGACAAAAUGCUACAGGACAUACAGCUAAUACUGCUAGUGUGCGGCCUGUUGCUUGUGGACGCCCUGCUCGUCACGCUCUGGGUCGUUGCCGACCCCAUGGAACGGCAUUUGCAUAAUUUGACACUCGAAAUCAGCGCCAUAGAUCGCAGCGUUGUCUACCAGCCGCAGGUGGAGGUUUGCCGCUCUCAGCAUACGCAAACCUGGCUGGGCGUGCUCUACGCCUACAAAGGACUGCUGCUGGUGGUUGGCGUCUAUAUGGCCUGGGAGACGCGCCACGUUAAAAUACCAGCACUCAACGAUUCCCAGUACAUUGGCGUCUCUGUCUAUAGUGUGGUUAUCACCAGCGCCAUUGUUGUAGUCCUGGCCAACUUGAUUUCCGAGCGAGUCACGCUCGCCUUUAUAACCAUCACGGCUCUCAUACUGACCUCCACAACGGCCACGCUCUGUCUGCUCUUCAUACCUAAGCUCCAUGAUAUUUGGGCGCGCAAUGACAUUAUAGAUCCUGUCAUACACAGCAUGGGCUUGAAGAUGGAGUGCAACACGCGUCGCUUUGUCCUCGACGAUCGACGCGAGCUGCAAUAUCGCGUUGAGGUGCAGAAUCGCGUUUAUAAGAAAGAGAUACAAGCGCUGGAUGCUGAGAUACGCAAGCUGGAGCGUCUGCUGGAGUCGGGACUGGGCAGCGCAUCCACCAAUACUUCCAGUUCGACUUCGUUGCUGACGGGACAUGCGCAUCUGAAGCCCGAGCUGACCAUCACCUCGCAGCUGCCACCAGUGAACAGCAAAUCGCGCACGCCCAGCAUUUCGGGCAUUCUGCCCAAUCUGCUGCUGUCCGUGCUGCCGCCGGUUAUACCACGAGCCAGCUGGCCCUCGGCGGAGUAUAUGCAAAUACCGAUGCGGCGUUCGGUGACGUUUGCAUCGCAGCCACAGCUGGAGGAGGCGUGUCUGCCGGCGCAGGAUCUUUUCAAUCUGCGGCUGGCGCAUCAGCAGGCAACGGAGGCCAAGACGGGCCUGAUUAAUCGCCUGCGUGGCAUCUUCUCGCGCACCACAAGCAGCAACAAAGGCAGCACAGCCAGCUUGGCACAAGAUCAAAAGGGCUUGAAGGCAGCAUUCAAAUCUCACAUGGGCUUGUUCACGCGACUCAUUCCCAGCUCCCAGACGGCCAGCUGCAAUGCCAUCUACAGUCAGCCGCAGGCGCCAGCCAACAGCAUUGAGAGCAGCAGCAGCAGCAAUGGCAACCAGUUGAAGCCCAUGCAUCGUGGCUCGCUAACCAAGAGCGGCACGCAUCUCGAUUUGCUAGCAAAGGAUCCCAACUUUCUGCCCAUACCAACCAUCUGCAGUGAACGCUUCGAUGCGGAGCCGCCGCUUGGCGAGCAGCAGACGCCGCCGGCGCAGUAUGUUAGACCCGCCGAGGUGAAGGUAAAUUUUCAACUGCCCAGCAGUCGGCGUCCAUCGCUGAUGCAGCCCGUGCCAAGUCUGCGCGAGCGUGUGCGCGGCUCGCCGCGUUUUCCGCAUCGCAUACUGCCGCCCACCUGCAGUCUGAGCGCCUUGGCUGAGUCCGAGGAUCGCGGCAUGUCCAACGAGUCGAGCACUGUGGGCAGCUGCAAGUCCAUACCGCGCAUUUCACUGCAGCAGGCAAUGAGCGGCGGCACUUGGAAGUCCAUGGAGACGGCGGCCAAGUCGCGUCUUUCGCUGGACUCGCAGGAGGAACCAACACCAAGCCCAAUGGCCGCGCCCAAUGGCCUGGACUAGCUCGAGUACACUUUCCGCCCAGCCACCCACCCCCGUCAAUUAGUAAGUAACACCAAAGCAAUUAAUUUCCCAACUCCACGCAACUCCAACGACUCCAAAACGACGGCAGCGUGUGCAACUGACCAAUCAUCGGCUUAAAGCAAUCAAAAAGCAUUAGAAUAACUUCCUAGUAUUAAUCCCUCUAACCAUACAAAGCAACUAGCUAGUCAUCAUCUUACCCGCCGUGCUUGCCACUUGCUGCCCCCAGCUCAUUUAUAUAACGUACAGUUAAUCCCUAGACCAAGUGGCAAGCAAGCAUCUCUCUCUCUCUCUCUGUAUUUCUAUCUCGCUCGUUAUCGGUUGUUGAUGGCCCAACUGCGAUUUUCUGGUAUCCCAUGAGCAAUACUAUAGGUUCUAUGUUAACUUGUUAAGUCAGCAAUAUGAUUAAUUCGAAUUAUUGUCGAUUGAGAUUAGGCUUAGUGCACUAAACUAACAGGGCUGCAAAAUCAAAAGUAAAACUUUUAUUUAUUUCAUUUGCAUAGGCUAGCGAAAUAUUUGUUUAUAAUUUUUCGAUUUGCAGCCUUGCUUAGUAUUCAAACGAAAUAUAAAUUGAAUAUUUGUCUCACUAAUUCUUGUAGCGAGUAGCGAUCGUAGUUGUAUUGAAUGUAGUUUAAAGCGAGCUCAUAAUUAAAUCAAUGUUUACACCUAAGUUUUAGCAAUGUAAUUCAAGUCGAAAACCUUUGAUUCUAAAUCUGAAACCCAAUUCGAAACUAACAUAUACGAUAUAAAGUCAAUAAACUCAA